Colletotrichum truncatum is the source of this 1161-nucleotide messenger RNA. Its product is annotated as arsenate reductase. Gene Ontology annotation, cellular component: endoplasmic reticulum. The record is from RefSeq and is a predicted model, not a curated record. Lineage: Eukaryota; Fungi; Ascomycota; Sordariomycetes; Glomerellales; Glomerellaceae.
AUGAAGCUCUCCGUGGGGCUUGCGACUGCCCUGGCCGGUGUCGCGACCGCGCUCUCCUCAGACCAACCCGCUGACGUAUAUCUCCUGCAAUCGAAGCAGGCCUCGAGCUCCAACAUCCCAUCAUUACCACGACAGAUUGCCCGCCUUAUCCUUCUGCAGCGUCUGUCCCCCGAGGGCCAGCAUGGAACAUGGGAUCUCCCCCAAUCUAUCUCCGAUGAGAAGGCUGUCAGCUACCUGAACGAAUUCGGCAUGGCGCCGCAGGGCCUCUUCAGCAACGCUGCCUCCGCCAACCCUUCCCAGCUUGUCGUUAUGCUUGAGGGCAUUACCGCCGACGAUGCCAAGAAGAUUCAGAACUCGCUUGGUGCUAAGGCACCGAACUUUAGAGUUGGAGAUGCCCCCUCCGCCGCCGCCAACGACCUGUUAUUGGCCAACGACUUCCAGAACAUUGGUGUUACCCAGAAGGGUUGCCAGUUUGAGAAGGCUAUCAACCCAUUUGCGGAGCAAUGCUGGAGUGGCAAGUCAUCUGUUGCUAGGUUCGACGCGAAGAAGGACUCUUCCAUCGUCACGUCCCUUACCGAUAACGUCUCCCUCCUCAACAAGCUCGCUCAGAACGGCGAGAUGGAAACCAUUCUCGUUGUCAUGCCCGAGUCAUCUCGCAACUCUAAAGUUCGUUCCUGGUCGUCCAAGCCCGAAGAGCUUAAGCGCCGCCAAGUUGAGGAGGUGAUGACCGAGUCCGACGAGAACGACCAACCCGCGCCCACGAGCCCCGCUAAGCCCACCAAGAGUGGCAACCCUUUCCCAGGCAAGAUCGAGCGCGGCUCGAUUCCCUCUUGCUUCUCCUCUCUGGAGUCUUGCCAGGAAGCGACCAAGAACUGCACUGGACAUGGCGACUGCUACAACAAGUAUCAGAAGGCUAACGGCGAGGUCUCGGGUACCUGCUUCGCCUGCUCGUGUCUUAAGACCAACUCCACUACUGGCAGCACAACCCAGUGGGGAGGCCCGGCUUGCAGCAAGGUCGACGUCAGUAUUCCCUUUUGGCUUUUCACUGGCUUCACUAUCGCCUUGGUUGGCAUUCUUUACUUCGCCAUUAGCUUGCUCUUUAAUGUCGGUGAAGAGCAGCUCCCUGGUGUCAUCGGUGCGGGUGUCUCAAAGUCCAAAUAA